UUUAUUUGAAAAAGUGUGGAUUCUUUCUAUUGAUGGGGGAGGGAUUCGAGGUAUAAUUCCAGCCAUGGUACUCCAAGAACUUGAGAAAAGGGUAGGAAGACCUAUUGCUGAAAUAUUUCAUUUUGUGGCUGGUAAUUCAACAGGCUCUAUUAUCGCUUUGGGGCUCACAGUGUCAGACAGAGAUAAUAAAACUAAACCAAAGCUUCGGGCUGACCAUCUGGUUGAACUUUAUGAAAAAAAAAGAUAUGAGAUUUUUGAACGUAGCUUUUGGUCUUAUAUUCCACCUAUAAACUUUCUUAUAGAACUUUUUAAAGAUAAAUAUGGUGUUGAUAA
Molecule: messenger RNA, 333 nt
Organism: Racocetra fulgida
Lineage: Eukaryota; Fungi; Glomeromycota; Glomeromycetes; Diversisporales; Gigasporaceae
Source: the annotation of a GenBank genome assembly